Gastrolobium bilobum is the source of this 1718-nucleotide messenger RNA. Its product is annotated as protein WHAT'S THIS FACTOR 9, mitochondrial. The record is from RefSeq and is a predicted model, not a curated record. Bases 1 to 1257 code for a protein of 418 amino acids. Gene Ontology annotation, molecular function: RNA binding. NCBI's taxonomy places the organism in Eukaryota, Viridiplantae, Streptophyta, Magnoliopsida, Fabales, Fabaceae. The transcript is spliced from 2 exons.
AUGAACAAAAAUGGUGUGUUUACCAUUUCCUUAACCUUGGUGAAGCUCCAAUUCCAAUGGCGGGGCAUAGCGAAAGUGCGUUUGAAGUGGGUGAAAAACCGAAGCCUGGACCACAUUAUCGACAAGGAAACCGAUCUGAAGGCCGCUUCGCUUAUCAAGGACGCCAUCAAGCGCUCCUCCACCGGCUUCCUCACCGCCAAAUCCGUCUCCGAUUGGCAAAAACCGUUGGGACUCACCGUCCCCGUCCUCCGCUUCAUGCGGCGGUACCCAACUCUGUUCGACGAGUUCCCUCACCCUCGCUGGCCCAGCGUCCCGUGUUUUCGUUUAACCGACACGGCACUGCUAUUGGACUCUCAAGAACAGAGCAUCCACCAUAAUCACGAGACUGCCACUGUCGAGAGGCUCUGCAAGUUGCUAAUGAUGAUGAAGACUCGAACGAUGCCGUUUCAGUCCCUUAUUCCUCUCAAAUGGGACCUCGGUUUGCCUGAUUCUUUUGACAAAACCCUAGUUCCCAAAUACCCUCAGUAUUUCCAAUUCGCCAAGGCCUCAAAUGGGGUUCCCAUUCUUCGGUUAGCGCGUUGGAGUGAGGAAUUCGCGGUUUCAGCGUUGCAGAAGAGCAAUGAAAGUGGUAAUGGGAAUGAGUACAGGGAGUUCAAGAGAGGACAAACAGCGUUGGUUUUCCCAAUGAGGUUUCCGAGGGGUUAUGGAGCACAGAAAAAGGUUAGGGCUUGGAUGGAUGAGUUUCAGAAAUUGCCUUAUAUUUCUCCUUAUGUGGAUUCUAUGAAGAUUGAUCCUAAUAGUGAUUUGAUGGAGAAGCGUGUUGUUGGGGUUCUACAUGAGUUUUUGAGUUUGACUCUGCAUAAGAAAACCAAGAGAAACUACUUGAGAAGCUUGAGGGAUGAGUUGAAUCUUCCACAUAAAUUUACCCGGAUUUUCACCAGAUACCCAGGCAUAUUUUACCUCUCGUUGAAGUGUAAAACAACUACUGUUACUCUUAGAGAAGGGUAUCGGAGUGGAAAACUAGUGGACCCUCAUCCUCUUGCUCGACAUAGAGAGAAGUUUUACCAUGUUAUGAAGACGGGUCUUCUUUAUCGUGGUACUGGCGCAAUUUUGAAACCUGAGGAGGAAGACGCUUUACUUCUUGAUGCUGUGCCAAAUGAUGAAAUAAAGAAGGAUGACUCUGAGGAGGAAGAGGUUGAAACAAGUGAUGAGUUCUUUGAGGAUGAAGUUUCAGAGACGGAUGAAACAAGUGAAUAAGUUUUGGAUGCAGAAUUGUAUUAUUUCGUAUGACACAAGCAACAGGAUAACCACUUUUAAAAGGUUGGCUGGAAUACCAUAGAAGGGGAAUGAAGAUCAUUUUAAGCUAGAGAAUUAUUCCGUGAUGCCGAGUGGACGGCAUUAAUUUAUCUUGUUCGAGGCCAGCUUGCUGAGGCUAUUGAACAUGCUGGAGAUCACUGAAACAACUCAAGCAUGAAUGGUUCAGACGAUAUUUGUCAACUGUAUCAUCUGAUCACGUAUUGGUCAUCUUUAUUUUUUGCCACCCUCUUUAGUGAGCUUUCCAAAUUGCAGCAGCAAUAACCUUUAUGGUCGAAAGCUAGGCUACGGUUAAAUAGAAUCCAAAGGGGAAGUUUAAUAUUUGGGGGAUAAAUACAUUAUUUAAUCUUUAUUUAUAACACAUCUGAUUUUCUUACUUUGUUGUUUUUUAUGAAAAUUUGUGU